Messenger RNA from Pelmatolapia mariae (spotted tilapia), 1220 nucleotides. It is a transcript of the gene tceanc2, whose product is annotated as transcription elongation factor A (SII) N-terminal and central domain containing 2. The transcript is spliced from 4 exons. The record is from RefSeq and is a predicted model, not a curated record. Gene Ontology annotation, cellular component: nucleus. Lineage: Eukaryota; Metazoa; Chordata; Actinopteri; Cichliformes; Cichlidae. Gene Ontology annotation, biological process: DNA-templated transcription. Bases 310 to 933 code for a protein of 207 amino acids.
ACAUUGCCACGACCAUUAUUUACCAUAGCCAUCCAGCUACUGUUAGCUUUAUCAAAGCAAUUAUUUAUCGCAGUUGUAGCGAUAAUAUGGAGCUAUCCUUUAGUAGACUAUAGCGGAAUUACAUAAUUAACACUGGCAAAGCAUUUAUUCAGUUAAAUUUGGCUUGAGUUAGACAACGUUACCCGAAAGGCAGAAAGUAGCUGUUAGCUGAACCACGUAGGAAAUCGGCUUCUUUUUAGUCAAACUGUUGUAUUAAAAUUUGUCAAACUCAUUCUUUCUACAAAGGAGCUUCCUGGCUUCCCUUUGAACAUGGACAAGUUUGUAGUGCGACUUCCUAAGGGAGACACACAUAAAAAAUCGAAGACAGACGAAAAGGUGUACAAACAGACUACAAUUGAAUCUCUACGGCGAGUGGUUGUUAUUGAGGACAUCAUGCGUUACAAGUCAAUGCUGGAGCUGCCAGAACAGAGCAAAGACAACCUGCUGACUGCCCUGAAAGAGCUGAGUAAGAAGGUCCCUUCCAAGGAGGUGCUCAAGUCCACGAAAAUAGGUCACACUGUCAACAAAAUGCGAAAGCAUCUGGAUCCCGAAGUAAGUUCAAUGGCAGCAAAGGUUUACACGGACUGGAGGACGUUCAUCGAGGAGAAUUCCAAUAAGCCAUCUAUUGAAGUGCGCUCGGACAAACAGUCUGAAGGACUCAGGAGCAACGCUAGAAGGCUCAUGUCUGAAGCACUAGAGGUCAAGGAAGAUUCUGGUCUUAUAGACAACAUCGAGAGGGAAGUGUUUCACCAGAGCUCCCGACUGGUCAGCACUUCAUACAGACGGACUGUUAGAGCACUUGUGUUUGCCUUCAAACACAACCCUGAGCUCAGAACUCAGGUGAAGAGCAGCACAAUAGCAGUCAACAAGCUGGUCUCUAAAUACAAAAAAUAACAUAAUGAUAAACUAUGCAGAGCCAGCUGUAUAUGGAAAAUUGUUUUAAUACAAUUGGAGAAGGAUUUUAUGCACACAUUUUUAAAAAAAAUAUUUGUAUUAUUUUCUUGAUUUUCUGUAAAGGAGUUAAAAAAAAUCUUUUUGUGGCACAUCAGUAGCCUUGCACUGUUUGCAACUGCACAUGAAUGGUUGUAAAGAAUGCUGGAGGUGAUGAUAUUAAUGCUAUUCCUUUUGUAAUAUAAUAAUGUAGGCAUUUUUUCAACAGGUGCAUUGGUUUUUUUGUCUUG